This is a messenger RNA of Venturia canescens, 1517 nucleotides long. RefSeq names its product odorant receptor 22c-like. Gene Ontology annotation, biological process: sensory perception of smell; detection of chemical stimulus involved in sensory perception of smell. Gene Ontology annotation, molecular function: olfactory receptor activity; odorant binding. The coding region runs from base 22 to 1296 and encodes 424 amino acids. The record is from RefSeq and is a predicted model, not a curated record. NCBI's taxonomy places the organism in Eukaryota, Metazoa, Arthropoda, Insecta, Hymenoptera, Ichneumonidae. Gene Ontology annotation, cellular component: plasma membrane. The transcript is spliced from 5 exons.
GGGUCGUAGUAACUUCUGAGAAUGGUUGAUCACGACGAUCCACCAGAAGACGGGAAAAAGAGAGAGAGACGGAAUAGCGCGUGGACAGAUAAUGCCAAUUGUGGUGCCGACAUCGAAUACGCGAUUCAAAUGAAUCGAUGGUUACUCAAACCAUUGGGAGUUUGGCCACAUAUUUCGAUAGAAAAUUCAAGCGUAACGGCUGGAAAAUUAGUAAAUGGUCUCCUCGUUGUUUCAACCACUUUUUUGCUCGGUUUUAUACUCUUGCCGGGAAGCUUGUAUACAAUUAUAAAGGAGAAAAAAACCGACGUGAGAGUAAAAUUGAUAGGUGCGUUGAGCUUUUGCGUGAUGGCGAUAUUAAAGUACAUCUCUAUGUUAACGGGACACGAUGAGAUUGGCAAUUGUAUCGAACAUCUCGUGAAAGAUUGGCGUUGUGUCGCCAAUCCGGAAGAUCGUCGAACGAUGCUUUCGCACGCUCUUUUCGGGCGUUACGGUACAGUCGUGUGCGCCAUAUUCAUGUACGGCGGUGGCCUUUUCUAUGCCAUCAUAAUGCCACUUCUCCGAGGUUCUAUUUUCAUACCCGAAGCGAAUUUGACGAUCCGUCCACUCGCUUAUCCCAGUUACUACGUUCUAUUUGAUCCUCAAAUACAACCUUUCUACGAGAUGGUAUUCGCGACCCAUUGUUGUUGCGCUUUCGUAAUGCACACGAUCGCGACCGCUGGAUGCGGCCUGGGUGUUCUCUUCGUCAUGCAUGCCUGUGGACAACUCGAAAUUCUCGUCGCCUGGCUCAAUUCUCUCGUUGAAUCGCAUUCGAAAGAGGGUUCGAUUCUCGAUGCCAGAAUCGCCAGAAUUAUCAACCAACACGUACGCGUUUUGAGGUUUAUAACCAGUACCGAGAGUGUACUACGGAAUAUAUGUCUCGUCGAGAUCGGGGGAUGCACAUUGAAUCUCUGUCUAUUGGGUCAUUAUUUUCUUCUGGAAUGGGAGCAAAGUGACGCCAUAGCUAUACUCACAUAUACCAUUCUUCUUGCAUCCUUUACAUUUAAUAUAUUAUUGUUUUGUUAUAUCGGGGAAUUACUCACCGAAGAGUGUAAAAAAAUUGGUGAAACGACUUAUAUGAUUGACUGGUAUCGGUUGCCGUCGAAAAAAGCUUUAGGACUCAUUUUGACGAUCGCAACUUCCAACCGACCUUCGACAAUCACGGCUGGACAAUUGAUUGAUUUGUCACUUGGUACGUUCUGCAGUGUUGUCCGGACUUCGGUAACUUACUUGAAUCUUUUGCGAACUCUCAUUUUGUAAAAUAUAUCUGUUCUUUGUACAAAUACAAAGAGGAACUUACACUCUGAAUGAUUCGAAUGAAAAUUCCAUUAUCAACGUUGACUAUUAUUAUUUUUUACAACUAUAUAAUGUUUAUAUGAAAUAUUGAGCAGAGGCUGGUUUUCAAUAGCCCUUCCAAGCCCGAUCUCUUGAAGAACUAUAUAUAGAGACUCGCGACUGUACGCUGUAGUUGAUGCAGAAUU